AUGAGAAUAAAAUCACUUAAAUCUCUUAUUUUAUCAAUAAUUUUUGCUAUUGCAAUCUUCAAUACUUUAACUUCGGCUCAAUCAUACGAAAGAAGAUUAUUGACAUCAGGUUCUUCAUAUUCAUCUUUAAAACCAAGGCAAUCUUGCCAACCCAAUUCUUAUAAAUGUCCAAAUGGUCCUGGAUGUUGCCCUGUGGGCGAAACAUGCCUUGAUAACGAUUUGUGUAGUGCUAGUUGUACUUCUACUUCGGUUCCACUUGCAGCGGUAACUUCAUUUGCAGCCGUUAAUAAUAUUUGUAAGACCUAUUUUUAA
Messenger RNA from Racocetra persica, 312 nucleotides. The record is from the annotation of a GenBank genome assembly. NCBI's taxonomy places the organism in Eukaryota, Fungi, Glomeromycota, Glomeromycetes, Diversisporales, Gigasporaceae.